AUGCAGCCAGAACAGCCCCGGUUGGCCGUAUGGCUGGAGACCCUCCAGGCUCACCUGCCUUCUUCCUGCCUGCAGGCUCGGUCUGCAUUUCAGACGGCGCUAGAUAAGGAUUGCCUAAAAAUAUGGGAAUCAUUAAAACAUGCGUUCAUUUACAAGAAUCCCUGUAAUAUUACAUCCGAAGAUUAUGAGCCUUUAAUGGAUUUAGCAAGUCAUCCUAUACCCUGUAACAAGUCACUGUUUUGGAGCAAGACAAGUGACCUCGCUCAUCGUUAUACAAAAUCCAAUCAAAAUUUCCUUACCUUGGAGGACACCUUGUUGGGUUAUAUGGCUGAUAGGGUUUCAUGGUGUGGAGACCCCUCUGCCCCAGGAAUCAACUAUGAAUCUUGUCCAAAACGAAGUGAAUGUGAGACCAACCCUAGCUCUGUAUUCUGGAAAAUGGCAUCCAAGAUGUUUGCAGAAGCAGCAUGCGGUGUGGUUCAAGUGAUGCUCAACGGAUCAGUAGAAGCUGGAGCUUUCAGAAACAGCAGCAUCUUUGGAAGUAUUGAGAUCUUUAACCUAAAUCCGGAUAGAGUCUCUGCAGUACACAUUUGGCUUAUGCAUAACAUUGGUGGACCUCAAAG
This is a messenger RNA of Leptosomus discolor (cuckoo roller), 620 nucleotides long. The record is from RefSeq and is a predicted model, not a curated record. Lineage: Eukaryota; Metazoa; Chordata; Aves; Leptosomiformes; Leptosomidae.